AUGGCGGCUACGGAAGAGGAGGCGGCGGUGGUGGUGGUGGAGUCGGUGGGUUGGGAGCCGGAAGCGGCGGCAAAGAAGGGAGCUACGGUAGAAACGGCCAGGAUGGAGAGGAUGUGUUUUUGUUUGGAGCUGCGGGUGGAGGGGGAGGCGGGGGACGAGGCGGAAGAGGAGGACGCGGGGGCAUUUUCGGCGCUAACCGCGAGAAUGGGAAGAAUGGACACUGACCCAUGGACUUUGACCGCACUGACAUCCCACAGCCACGACCAGGAACUGACAGACGUAAGGGCUCACCCUAGUCAAGACCUUGUUGUGACCUCAUCCAAGGAUACAACCAUCCGACUUUGGGACUUCAGGGACCCUAACAUGCCUGUCACGGUGUUCCAGGGCCAUAAUCAACCAGUUACAACGGCAGCCUUUGCUGGUAAUGAGAAGGUGGUUUCAGGCAGCGAUGAUCGUACAGUGAAAGUCUUGGAUCUGAAGAACAUGCGGUCACCCAUAGCCACCAUCCGUACUGACUCAUCUGUGAACAGAUUGUGUUUUUCACAGUCACAGAACAUGAUAGCCAUCCCACACGAUAACAGACACAUACGGCUUUUUGACAUCAAUGGAAACAGAAUUGGAAGACUACCGCGUAGCAGCAGAACUGGCCACUCAAAAAUGGUGUGCAGUGUAGCCUGGGCCGAGGACAAUCCGGUGUGUAACCUUUUCUCGUGCGGCUUCGACAGACAGGUCCUAGGUUGGAGCAUCAAUGUCCAGAUCAAGGAAUGAAAAGAGUCAGUCAUGGAUCGUUCUGAAGAAACAUGAGCCUCGUUCAUGGACAACUGGGCUCAAUGCAUGCGACAGCACUCUCCGCCUAAACUGGAUUUUUGCUAAAGAGAUGCUUUCUUCAAACGAAAAAAUACAAACAAGUGGAAAGUGUUGUCUCUGAUAAGCCUGUGCAGAUUUCUCAGGCUUAUCUGUAGAGCUGUAACGAUUCGGUUCGAUGCAUCGAAAAACCGAUUAAAUGCCGCCGAUUCAAUUUCGAUACCAAUACGGCCAAUUUCGAUUCGAUUCACUGCAAUCCUGAUUGAUCCGCAUUUUAAACCUUACUUUCCAAAUCCGUCGUCUAAACGUUCUUGUCAUUUGUAAUACGCCUGUGAUUGGUCAUUAGCCAAUAUGUCAUCCAAUACAUGAAUGAAUAACAUGCUGAGCAUUACAUCAACCGGUAAAAUGGCUUCUUCAACCACGCCG
This is a messenger RNA of Dreissena polymorpha, 1230 nucleotides long. Its product is annotated as WD repeat-containing protein 37-like. Gene Ontology annotation, molecular function: protein binding. The coding region runs from base 1 to 768 and encodes 255 amino acids. The transcript is spliced from 5 exons. Lineage: Eukaryota; Metazoa; Mollusca; Bivalvia; Myida; Dreissenidae. Gene Ontology annotation, cellular component: preribosome, large subunit precursor. The record is from RefSeq and is a predicted model, not a curated record.